AUGACAGCCGGAUUGGUGAGACGCUUGUCGCGGUCAAAGCCGCACAGGGACUCGUUGCUGCGCAACUUGGCGUCGCAGCUGUUCCUGCAUGGUAGCAUCACCUCGACGAAGCCGAAGCUGAAGGAAGCGCAGCGCUACGCCGAGCGCAUCAUCACGAUCGCCAAGCAUGCGGCGAAGAAGCCGGCGAUUUUCACGCCGGAACUGCAGAGCCGGCUGCACCUGAGUGGGGACACGGCGGGGCUUGUGCGCAAGCUGGUGGAAGAGGUGGGUCCGCGGUACGCAGGGCGGGCGGGCGGCUGCACGCGGCUGCUGCAGCUGGAGCCCCGGCUGGGCGACCGGGCGCCAGCCGCAGUCCUAGAGCUAGUGGACCAGCCGCUGCGGGGCCCAGACGGCGAGCUACAGCGGGGUAACCUGAAGCUGUGGCUGACGGUCAAGGCCGCGAUGUACGCGGCGGAGCAGGGCGCCGCGCCGUCGCCGCUGACGGUGCGCAACCUGGUCAAGCUGGCGCACGGCAAGGAGCUGGAGCAGUUCCUGGCGGACGUGGCGGACGUGCGGCGGCUGCUGCUCGAGCAUCAGGGCGCCGCGGACUCGCCGGAAGAGGCGGAGCGCUUUGUGGGCGGCCUGCGCAGCGCCCUUGAGGCGCCGGCGGCGGCGCCUGCGCCGCCAGCGCGCAAGAGAUACGAGUUCGCUCCCCGGCCCGCGCGCAACUGA
This is a messenger RNA of Eremothecium gossypii ATCC 10895, 711 nucleotides long. RefSeq names its product mitochondrial 54S ribosomal protein bL17m (gene MRPL8). The transcript has a single exon. Bases 1 to 711 code for a protein of 236 amino acids. Gene Ontology annotation, cellular component: mitochondrial large ribosomal subunit; ribosome. Gene Ontology annotation, molecular function: structural constituent of ribosome. The record is from RefSeq and is marked provisional. Gene Ontology annotation, biological process: translation. NCBI's taxonomy places the organism in Eukaryota, Fungi, Ascomycota, Saccharomycetes, Saccharomycetales, Saccharomycetaceae.